This is a messenger RNA of Dibothriocephalus latus, 4818 nucleotides long. The record is from the annotation of a GenBank genome assembly. NCBI's taxonomy places the organism in Eukaryota, Metazoa, Platyhelminthes, Cestoda, Diphyllobothriidea, Diphyllobothriidae.
GGCCUAUUGUUCGCCCAACCUGCCUGCCUGAAGACGCCGACGGAUAUAGUGCGCCUGUGGAUCCAUGAGGCCCAACGCGUCUACUCCGACAAGAUGACCGAAAAGUCAGACAAUGAAACCUUCCAGAAGUUGAUGCAAAAGAUUGUCAAGAAGACUUUCUUCGACAUGCCGGACGAUGUCCUCUUCCGCCAACCCCUGCUCUACUGUCAUUUUGCCCAGGGGAUCGGCGAGCCGCUGUACAUGCCUGUUGCUGACAACGCUGCCAUCACCAAGAUCCUCACAGAUACCCUGGAGAACUACAAUGAACUGAACGCCGCCAUGAAUCUGGUCCUGUUUGAGGAUGCAAUUGCACACAUUCUGCGUAUUAAUCGCAUUCUCGAGGCACCCCGAGGCAACGCCCUUCUCGUUGGCAUCGGUGGCUCUGGGAAGCAGUCGCUCUCUCGACUGGCUGCCUUCAUCAGUUCACUGGAGGUCUUCCAAAUUACCCUCCGCAAGGGUUAUGCUAUUUCAGAUCUGAAGGCCGAUAUUGCUGUCCUCUACCAGAGAGCAGGUCUGAAAAACAUCAGCUCGGUAUUCCUCCUCACUGAUGCGCAAAUCGCCGAUGAAAAAUUCCUGGUCCUCGUGAACGACUUGCUCGCUUCAGGCGAAGUUCAAGACCUCUUCCCGGACGAUGAGGUUGAAACCAUUCUCAGCGCUAUGCGUGGCGAUGUGAAGGUAUCAGGCCUGAUGGACACCCGCGAGAACUGCUGGUCCUUCUUCAUAGAAAAGGUGCGACGAAUGCUCAAGGUCGUGCUCUGUUUCUCGCCGGUGGGUUCCACGCUGCGUGUCCGUGCACGACGCUUCCCUGCCCUGGUCAAUUGCACCAGCAUUGAUUGGUUCCACGAGUGGCCUGUGGAGGCCCUCCUCUCGGUUUCCUACCGCUUCAUUUCCGGUGUGGAGUUACUGAAUCCUGCACUCUACGAGUCUGUCUCUAACGAACGUCGUUAUAAUUACACCACCCCGAAGUCCUUCCUGGAGCAGAUUAAGCUGUAUGAGAGUAUGCUGCGCAAACAGCAUGGCAGCCUGGAGGGCAAAAUGCAGCGUCUGGAGAACGGUCUAGAGAAGCUGGAAAGCACCUCCCAGCAGGUGGACGACUUGAAGGCCAAGUUAGCCGCUCAGGAGGUGGAUCUGGCGGAAAAGAAUGAGGAGGCAAACAAGCUGCUGGCCAUUGUGGGUGCUGAAACGGAAAAAGUGAGUGGGGAGAAGGCCAACGCGAAUGCUGAGGAAGAAAAAGUGGCAAAAAUAAAGAUUGAGGUGUCGCGAAAACAACGCGACUGCGAACAAGACCUGGCAAAGGCUGAGCCCGCCCUGUUAGCCGCCCAAGAGGCUCUCAACACCCUGAACAAGGGCAAUCUGACGGAAAUGAAGUCGUUUGGUUCGCCCCCGCCAGCUGUGGUCCGCGUAGUCGCCGCUGUCAUCUGCCUCCUUGCACCCGGCGGGAAGGUGCCCAAAGAUCGCAGUUGGAAGGCAGCAAAAGCCGGCGUAAUGAGUAAGAUUGACCAAUUUCUGGAUAACCUCAUUAAUUACGAUAAGGAGAAUAUUCACGAAAACUGUCUCAAGGCGGUCUCUGAGUACCUCAAAGAUCCGGAAUUCGACCCUGACCUUAUCCGCACAAAGUCCCUCGCAGCUGCAGGUUUGUGUUCCUGGACUAUUAACAUUGUCCGUUUCUACGAGGUCUACCUGGUGGUCAAGCCUAAACGUGAUGCUCUGGCUGAAGCGAAUGAGGAGCUGCGUCUGGCUACGGAGAAGUUGGAUGCUGUUCGGACGAAGAUUGCCGAUCUGGAGGCAAAGUUGCAGAAACUAACUGAUGAAUUUCAGGCAGCCGCGGAGAAGAAGAGAAAGUGUCAGGAAGAGGCGGACACGACCUUCAAGACGAUAGAACUAGCCAAUCGGCUGGUGGGGGGUCUCGUCUCCGAGAAUGUUCGCUGGUCUGCACAGGUUGAGCAGUUUAAAAGCCAGGCGAAAGAUCUGCCCGGAAAUGUGCUAGUCACCGUGGCCUUCCUGUCCUACCUGGGUUACUUUACGAAGAAGUACCGAAAUGAUCUCAUGUACACCCAUUGGAUGCCCUAUCUGACCUCGCUGGAGCCACCAAUACCAAUUAGCUCAGAUAUUGAUCCCUUGAGCCUGUUAGUUGAUGAUGCUGUGGUGGCGUCGUGGAAUAAUGAAGGCCUCCCGAACGACCGAAUGUCGAUUGAGAAUGCUGCCAUCCUGACUUCUGCUGAACGCUGGCCUUUGAUCGUUGAUCCUCAGCUGCAAAGUCUCAAAUGGAUCAAGACAAGGUAUGGUGACGACCUCAAAACAGUGAAUUUGGGUCAGAAAGGCUACCUGGACGUUAUCGAGCGAACAAUCACCCUAGGUGGCAUGUUGCUUAUUGAAAAUAUCGGUGAAUUCAUUGAUCCCGUCCUUGAUCCUCUUCUAGGUAGAAAUACCAUCAGAAAGGGUAAAGCCAUCCGACUGGGUGACAAAGAGGUCGACUACGAUCCCAACUUUAAACUCAUUUUGCACACUAAACUGGCUAACCCUCACUAUAAACCGGAGAUGCAAGCUCAGACAACCCUCAUAAAUUUCACAGUCACCAUCGAUGGUUUAGAAGACCAACUUCUGGCCAAUGUCGUCAGUAAAGAGCGGCCUGAUCUGGAAAAACUGAAAGCUGAUCUCACGCGCCAACAGAACGAAUUCAAGAUUACUCUGAAGACUCUGGAGGACUCGCUGUUGGCCAGACUCUCGGCGGCAGAGGGCAAUUUCCUCGGUGACUAUGCUCUGGUCGAAAAUCUUGAAUCCAACAAGCGCACUGCCAUUGAAAUUGAGGAGAGGGUCGGCAAGGCGAAGACGACAGAGAGUGAAAUAAACGAGGCUCGUGAACUUUACCGCCCGGCGUCAGAACGUGCUGCUUUGCUCUACUUUAUCUUGAACGAUCUGAACAAAAUCAAUCCAAUCUACCAGUUCUCUCUGAAGGCCUUCAGCAGUGUCUUUGACGUCGCAAUGGACCGAGCUACCCCUGCCGAGGAUGUAAAAGAGCGCGUAGUCCAUAUAAUUAACUCCAUCACUUACUCCGUCUACGUCUAUGUGUCGAGAGGACUCUUCGAAAAGGACAAACUGCUCUUCACUUCCCAGAUGGCCUUCCAGAUACUCCAAGCAAAGAAGGCCGUUCAGCCCAGUGAGCUGAAUUUCCUGCUUCACUUCCCAGUGAUUCCAGAUGUCACCAGUCCUCGCUGGAAGAAACUUGUGGAGAGUGAAACGCCCGAAAAGGAACGCCUUCCGCAGGAAUGGAAGAACAAGUCAGAUAUCCAAACGUUGUGCAUCCUGCGUGCCAUCCGUCCAGAUCGCAUGAUCUACGCCCUGUCAGACUUUGUCCGGAAGAAUUUGGGCAGCGUCUUUGUGGAGGGUAGCAGCCAGGAGGCGAUAGCCGAGGCCACCAUGGAGCUGGCGGCCAGGGAGGGCCAUUGGGUUGUGCUACAGAACAUCCAUCUGGUUGCCAAGUGGUUACCAACCCUUGAAAAGCGUCUAGAAGAAUACGGCUCCACUGGACAUGCGGACUACCGUGUCUUCAUUAGCGCCGAGCCGGCCUCAUCGCCCGAGCAUCAUAUAAUCCCACAGGGUAUUCUGGAGAAUGCAAUAAAGAUCACCAACGAACCACCCACCGGUAUGCAGGCUAACCUGCACAAGGCACUGAAUAACUUUUCACAGGCUACCCUCGAAAUGUGUUCCAGGGAGAAUGAAUUCAAGACCAUCCUGUUUGCCCUCUGCUACUUCCACGCGGUGAUUUGUGAGAGACGCAAGUUCGGUCCACAGGGCUGGAACAGAUCCUAUCCCUUCAACAACGGUGAUCUGACCAUCAGUGCAAAUGUCCUCUACAAUUACCUUGAAGUGAACAACAUCGUGCCCUGGGAGGAUCUGCGUUACCUCUUUGGGGAGAUAAUGUACGGUGGGCACAUCACCGAUGACUGGGAUCGUCGUCUCUGCAAGACCUACUUGGAGGAAUACCUGGCCCCAGAAAUGCUCGACGGAGACCACUUCCUGUCACCCGGCUUCAAGACUCCCACCAACACCGACAUGAAGGGCUACCAUGCGUACAUCGAUGAGGGCCUGCCGGCAGAGUCGCCCUACCUCUAUGGACUGCAUCCGAAUGCGGAGAUCGAGUUUCUCACGACAACCUCCGAGAAACUCUUCCGUACCCUGCUGGAGUUAAUACCAAAGGGUGUGGAACAGGGUGAGGGAACUGAGUGUGAACGCAUGAAUAUCCUGCUGAAGGAGAUCUCACGUUCCCUGAAGGAAGUAAGUCUUGGUCUUAAGGGUGAACUGACAAUUUCAGCCGAGAUGGAGACCAUAUCCAAUUCUCUGUAUCUGGACAUUGUGCCACCGAGCUGGGUGAUUCGUGCCUAUCCCAGCCUUCUGCCCCUGGGAUUGUGGUAUGCCGACCUGUUGGCGCGCAUCAAGGAGCUGGAUAUGUGGACAGGUGACUUCCAGCUGCCAGCCGCAGUCUGGCUGGGUGGACUUUUUAACCCACAGUCCUUCCUGACAGCCAUUAUGCAGCAAAUGGCCAGGAAGAAUGAAUGGCCACUGGAUCGCAUGGUGCUUCAGGUAGAUGUCACCAAGAAGUCCCGGGAGGAACUGGUGACCCCGCCGAGGGAUGGGGCCUAUGUGUACAACCUCUUCCUCGAGGGUGCGCGAUGGGAUAUGCAAACGGGACCCACGUUCGUGUGGGUGUUCAAUUUGAAAACCAAGGAAAGGGCUGCUAAGUGGGUGCUGCGGGGUGUUGCCAUUCUUCUGCAGGUCUAA